GCUUGCGCCCUGCGGGGCGGGGCGGGGCCGGGCCGCCAUGGCGGUGCACUACUGCGGGCUCUGCCGCCGCACCUCCUUUUCCGGCCGCCGGCACCUGUACAGCGCCGCGCACCGGCGGCGGCUGCGGGAGGCGCUGGCCCGGCUGCAGGAGGAGGUGGCGGCGGCACGGGCGGCGGCGGCGGCUGCGGAGGAGGAGGACGACGACGAGGAGGGCGGUGGCGGCGGGGCCGUGCGGCCCUACGACCCGGCGGAGCACGAUCGGCGCGUCUGGUGCCUGUGCUGCGGGCGCGGCGUGCGGCGGGACGGGCGGCGGGGCGGGCUGGCGCUGCCGCAGGCCGGCCUGCUCCAGCACCUGGCCGGGGCCGAGCACCGCCGGGAGACGACGCGGUUCUGGCGGGAGAACAGGGCGGAGGCGGCGCUGCGGGAGCGGUUCCUGGUGCCGGCCGAGGAGUACGAGCGCUUCGCCCGGGCGCUAGAACGGGCGCUGGCCGCGCACCAGCGGCGGGAGGAGGACCGCAUCCGCCAGAUGGCGGCCGGCAUCCGCGAAGCCGAGCGCAGGCAGCGGGAGACGGUGCAGGCUGCCCUCCAGCUUCAAACAGAGCCAGAGCUUUGCGUGGGACCUUCGGUCUGCAGCCCCCCAGCAGGACCCGGAAGGGACUUCUCUCAUGGUGCAGAGCAGCCUGGCCCGAGUGGGAUGCAAAUGGGACCUGACUUAAACUGGAUGGAAUCAGGCCAGGCUUUGACCUUCAUCGGCCACCAGGAAACAGAAGGGAAAGGAAAUGUUCACACAGGAGCAAAACCCCCAUGGCUAACAGAGGAAGAGGAAGAGGGUGGAAGUAAACAACAAAUUGGACCUUCGUACGAGGAAUUUCUCAAACAAAAGGAGAAGCAGAAGCUGAGAAAGCUCCCAGCAGAGCGUGUUGGUGCCAAUUUUGACCAUACCUCUCAGACGGGCGACAGCUGGCUCCCUUCCUUCGGGCGGGUUUGGAAUCACGGCAGGAGGUGGCAGUCCAGGCAUCAGUUUAGGACUGAAUCGGGGGAAAAGAAGAGGAAAAGAUGAUCAGGAGCACUGAGGAAACCAAACUCCAACCAUUGCAAAAAGGUGGACUGUAGGUAGCUGCAGCUUUGUCAGUGCUGCUGCUGCCGCCAAGUUUAGCGCUCUUAUUUAAUACAUACAUCUAGAUGUGUUCAGUCCCCUGGAAGGCAGGGUGACCACAGCAUAGUACCGAGUUGAGCACCGUUACUGAAAGCUGCUCUGCCAGGGGCUGUUGCAGCAGGUCCAGUCCCCCUGUGACAGACACGCAGUGUAAAUCCAGGCAUCGAUUUCUGAAGUCUUAAGCUACACAAAGUCAGAUCUUGCCC
Harpia harpyja (harpy eagle) is the source of this 1362-nucleotide messenger RNA. It is a transcript of the gene CENATAC, whose product is annotated as centrosomal AT-AC splicing factor. The coding region runs from base 38 to 1060 and encodes 340 amino acids. The transcript has 9 exons. Lineage: Eukaryota; Metazoa; Chordata; Aves; Accipitriformes; Accipitridae. The record is from RefSeq and is a predicted model, not a curated record.